AUGUACGUGUACGACUUCCUGGAGCUCAUCGAGUGCAACCUGCUCCGCCAGUGGUGUAAGUACGUGCAGCAGCGUAAGCGCGGCGGUGGACCUAAGAUCACCAUCCCGAACCUGAUGAUGGAGGUGCGAGAGCUGAUCCUGGACGUGACGGGCAAGGACAUCACGGGUACCACGCGCCCUCGUGGCCAGAACGACAUCGGACGAAACAGGAAUCGAGAAGAGCACACGUACCGCUUUUGGGAUGAUUCGGUAUUGUCCGGAAUGCUCAAGCCACUUCCAGAACUCAAGCACAGUUUCUUUCGCAGCGAUAUUGGCGUUGCGCUCGACAUCCACCAUAUCAUCCAUCCAGCGAUCCAAUUCAUCUUCAGCCCGUUUAUCAACGCGAGGCGCCACAACAGGUCUUGUGCGGGGCGCAAACCGUGCCUCUAG
Phytophthora infestans T30-4 is the source of this 429-nucleotide messenger RNA. RefSeq lists its product as uncharacterized. The transcript is spliced from 2 exons. The record is from RefSeq and is a predicted model, not a curated record. The coding region runs from base 1 to 429 and encodes 142 amino acids. NCBI's taxonomy places the organism in Eukaryota, Oomycota, Peronosporomycetes, Peronosporales, Peronosporaceae.